AUGUCGAAUGUAGUCCUCAGCCCAGAGAAAAGUCACAACAUCGUGAUUCAAGAUGGAGGCAAUGAUAUCCUCAUCCAGCCACCGUUUGACGGUGACCAUUACCCUAUCAACAGCGGGAGUAAUGCUGCACAAGUCACAAUUCAUAAUGACUGGGCCGACUUCAGCGAGGGGGCAGCGUUUGUUUGGGUUGCGAACAUGGAUGUUGACUGCGAUGGCCUGAAUUUCCAGUGUGAGGGAAACCAAGACGGACAGGCAGUGACCGACUUUGGCGCUCUAUCUGCGUAUGCAGUGCCAUUCAUCGUGAUCCCCAACAGAUUUGGCGUCCAAUACAAAGGAGCCCUGCCAGGGAAUAACGUCGCUGCUGUCAUUUGCAACGGGAAGAUGUUCUAUGGCAUCUACGGUGAUACAAAUGGAGCUUCUCCACAAGCCAUUGGAGAAGCAUCCUGGUUGAUAGCCCGGACCUGUUUCCCAAAUGACAAUUUGAACGGGAACCGCGGUCAUGCUGAGACGGACGUCACAUACAUCGUCUUCACUGGGAAUGACGCCGUUCUUCCGGGUAGUGCUUUGAACGAGCACUAUAUCACCGAUUUCACCACUUUGCGCUUCAUGGGCGACAAUUUGGUUCACUCCCUUGCAAAGAGCUUGCAACUGGUCGCGGAAAGUGGCAAAUCAGACUUUACCGCGACUACAUUUUCCACUGCUGUCGCUACCACCACGGCCACUGGUAGCCCUUGCUCUUGGGAGGGGCAUUGUGCUGAUGCGCCUUGUUCCAUCGACGAUGAUUGUGUCGAUGGCCUUGCUUGUGAGGCUGGUAGAUGCACAAGUUCUUGA
Molecule: messenger RNA, 831 nt
Organism: Penicillium brevicompactum
Lineage: Eukaryota; Fungi; Ascomycota; Eurotiomycetes; Eurotiales; Aspergillaceae
Product: glycoside hydrolase family 75 protein
Exons: 6
Coding region: 1-831 (276 amino acids)
Molecular function (GO): chitosanase activity
Source: RefSeq, a predicted model, not a curated record